This is a messenger RNA of Penicillium macrosclerotiorum, 1998 nucleotides long. RefSeq lists its product as uncharacterized. The record is from RefSeq and is a predicted model, not a curated record. The transcript has 3 exons. The coding region runs from base 1 to 1998 and encodes 665 amino acids. Lineage: Eukaryota; Fungi; Ascomycota; Eurotiomycetes; Eurotiales; Aspergillaceae.
AUGCCUCCCUUUAAGGAUGAGCACAUUUUGUUAAUUGCGCCAGGUUCGCAAAUGACCCUGGCGCAGCUCGGUCUGCCCGAGACCUUCACACCCGCGCGAUUUCGCUUCCCCACGCGUAUGUUCCCUGGCGAAAAUAAGGGAGAGUUUGAACCAUACCGAAUUCGUGAACGACGCCAGGAAGCCAAGGUCAGCAAUGGCAUCGAGACACCCAAGACGGAGCCUCCCAAGGAGGAUGUCGAGAUGAAGGAUGCGGAGCCUGCUUCCCAGGAUACCCCAGGAACCACCGAUACCACACAGAAGCCCGAGCAAAAAAACGGCGAGGCAAACGGGGAUGCUGCAAAUGGGGAGGAAUCGACCGAGAAGAUUCAGGAGACAAUCUACGAAGAAGAUGUGGCCUCGGAUGAAGGCGCUGUGUAUCCGAUCCAGAACGGGCGCAUUGUUGACUGGCCCUGCUUUUUCGCCCUCCUGACUCACAUCUACAAUGCUUUGAGCCCCCCAUUCCAUACCCCGAUCAUGUUAAUUGCCCAGCCGGUCUGGUCUGCACGCGAUCGCGAGGCUAUCACUCAAUUCGUCUUUGAGAAGUUCAAGGUGCCUGCGUUCAGUUUGAUGGAUUCUGCGCUCGCCGCCUGCUACGGAUAUGGUGCACAGACUGCUACUGUUAUUGAUAUCGGCAAGGGCAAGGUGGACGUGACUGCGGUCACAGAUUUCGCGGUCAAUGAGCAUGGCCGGGGUAUUGCUCUGGAGAAAUGCGGUGGUGAUGCAAUGACUGACAGACUUGUCGAGCUUCUCGGAUCUAAGGGUUUCACUCGCGAGAUGUGUGAGCAGCUCAAGCGAAGCAACAUCGCCGAAAUUCUCUCGCCAGGGACUCCACUGCCUGGUGCAACAGCCACAGCACACCAGGGGACAAACCCUGCAGCUGCCGCAUCCACAGGAGGCAACGACGUGAAUGACUCUGCUCCUCGUGGCCCCGGUGAAGGUACUCAGAUUGGCACCGAAACCAACGGGGAGGAAGACGAGGGUGUUUUGGAUGUCGCUGCCAUCGUCAGUGGCAACACAAAUGAAUAUCUUGCCAAUAUGGAGAAGGAGAAAUCAACGAGCAAAAAGCCCGGUGCUGACCCGAAGCAAAAGAAUGUUCCCAACUACCAGAAAGAAAAGGCGUCAUUUCAAUUCGAGGAGUUUGUGCAAUUGGAAGGCGAAAAGGCUCCUGUUGGCGGUUCUCGACAAUACAUUCGACAAACUCGGGAAAUUGAAGUUGGCGUUGAGCGGUUCCUUCUGGCGACCCCUCCACAAGAGGCCGGAAACCGUCUGACUAACGGAAUUCUCGAUGAUAUUGCCACCCAAAUCCACCAUACCAUCCUUGCAGUCCCAGAUGCUACGAAGCGGAGCGAGCUAUGGGACUCGCUUAUCGUCGUAGGAUGUGGCAGCAGAGUUCGAGGCUUUACCCAGGCCUUGCUGGGUGUCAUCACCCAAAAGUUCAUUCUCUCCCCUUCCGGUACCAUUUUUACAUCUGAAAUUCCUUCUGCAUUCACAACUCCUCUCCCAACUGGUGGCACCAACACCCCGGCACCCAUGGGCGGUCAACAGCCAGGGCCCAUGUACCACCCGGCAGCCCACGGUGUGAACCCUCUUCUUGUCGCUGCCACUCACAACAACCCCGGCAUGACUGGUGUUACCCCUGGCACCCCAGGCAUGGACCCCACCAUCUCCUCUCAUCACCGCUCGACCGGACAUUCUCAAACGCCUACCUCUGUUAAGACCCUUCGCCUUCCUGAGUACUUCCCCGAAUUCAAGCAUGAGGGGAACCGCAACGCACCUGGUGCCAGUGGUGGCCCCACUGCUGCCCAGAGUGGCCAUGGCACCGAAGAAGCAGUAUUCCUCGGCGCGCAGAUGGCAGCCAAGGUCUUCUUUGUCCUCGACCAGGGUCUCACCAAGGGCUACAUGAGCCGUGUCGAGUACAACGAGAGCGGACCGUCAGCCAUUCAUGAGUACAUUGUGUAA